This is a messenger RNA of Penicillium pulvis, 2142 nucleotides long. Its product is annotated as threonine/serine exporter family protein. The coding region runs from base 1 to 2142 and encodes 713 amino acids. The record is from RefSeq and is a predicted model, not a curated record. Lineage: Eukaryota; Fungi; Ascomycota; Eurotiomycetes; Eurotiales; Aspergillaceae. The transcript has a single exon. Gene Ontology annotation, molecular function: transmembrane transporter activity. Gene Ontology annotation, biological process: transmembrane transport.
AUGAAACCAAACGCCAACACAGAUACAGCUCCGCAGGUUGGUCAGUCAUCAUACGAUUAUCAAUCACCCAAUAUUCCCGAGCCUCCCUCUACUGGUCAUAUGCCGUUCAAUGAUGAGAGUUCGCAGAGUGAAAAUACUCUGGGCCAGUGGGAGAAGUCCUCUCCGGAGCCAGAACAUACCAUCCAGCCGAAUCCCUCAGCGCAUCACUUGCAGAAGAACAGUGGGCACUCAAUAUUAAGGAAAAUUAGCUGCCUGAUUGCCCGCCUGUACAAGCCGUCCCCAGGUUAUCAUGGCGCAUCAAAUCAGAGUGAGCCUGAGAGUGAAGAUCUCUCUGCUAGUUUACAGGCGCAUCAAUUGGUUCGGGGAUUGGUUUACGAUCAAUCUGAUGAACACCGCACAGCUCGCUCACAGGCAAAUGCAAUGCCAGAACCUGUGACACAGCGUCGUGAAAGCGAGGGAGGAGUUCUGGCUCAAUUGCUCAAACUCUAUGGAGGCUUGGAUCCACCGACCCGCGAUACACGGCCGCACAGCAAUGUUUUACCGGCAGUAGGGACACCCAGUACCCCCUUCGGUGGAAGCAGGUCAAGCAGAAAGAAAAUGCCAAAAUGGUACGAGAAGCCACAGAAUAUGCCUAUGGAUAUGACGACCAAUAGUGCAGGCGCUUCAGGUUGGAACAGCCCCAUGGCAUCCAGAGAGAUGCUCAGUGCUACCCCCAGACGGGCACAUAGAUUUGGCCGCCAUAUGCGGUUAGAGGACGAGAUUCGCGUGACAAUUCAUAUUGCCGAUAUCAUCUCCCGCCAGAGGUAUAUUAUUCAACUCUGCAAGGCUUUCAUGAUGUUUGGGGCUCCAAUGCAUCGGUUAGAAGAGCACAUGCAGAAGACUGCGUUUGUUCUCGAUGUGGAUAGUCAAUUUCUCUACGUGCCGGGCUGUAUGAUCAUGUCCUUCGAUGAUCCAACAACGCGGACGACGGAGGUGAAGUUGGUGCGUGUGGCUCAAGGUAUUGAUCUCGGACUUCUAGCCGACACCCACGAUGUAUACAAAAACGUGGUUCACGAUGUGAUGGGGGUGGAAGAGGCGACUGGCGAGCUUGAAGAGAUCAUGAAUAGGAAAUCUCGGUAUAACAAAUGGAUUAUCGUGAUGGUCUAUGGAUUAGCUUCCGCAAUGGUUGGCCCCUUCGCAUUCAACGCCCGUCCCAUCGACAUGCCGAUUAUCUUCUUCAACGGCGCCCUCCUUGGCAUCCUACAACAUGUUCUCUCUCCGCGAUCUGUGCUAUAUUCCAAUGUCUUUGAAGUGACCGCUUCUGUUUUGACGUCAUUCAUCGCAAGAGGUUUAGGAAGUAUCGACUGGACCACAUCUAGUGGAAACCGCGAGCGUCUGUUCUGCUUUUCUGCUGUUGCCCAAUCGUCUAUUGCCCUGAUUCUCCCGGGAUAUACUGUGCUCAGCAGUAGCCUGGAGCUCCAAUCACAUCAGCUUGUGGCUGGAUCGAUCCGUAUGGUAUACGCUUUCAUAUACUCACUUUUCCUUGGCUACGGGAUUACCGUCGGCACAACAAUUUAUGGACUGAUCGACCCCAACGCCACGUCUGAUUUGACUUGUCCAAGUACUGGAGCAUGGGGUAACGAAUACGUACAGCGAUUUCCGUUCGUGGCGGCAUUCGUAUUAUGUUUGUUGGUAAUCAACCAGGGCCGGUGGAAACAAGCACCAGUCAUGUUACUCAUCGCAGAAUCUGGCUAUAUUGUCACCUAUUUUGUGACUCAGCGCAUCGGUACCAGCUCCCAAGUCGCCAACACCGUCGGUGCAUUCACUAUUGGCAUGAUGGGCAAUCUUUAUAGCCGCCUAUGGCAUGGCCAUGCAGCAACAUCUAUAUUACCGGGAAUUUUCGUUCUAGUGCCGUCGGGCCUGGCGGCAUCGGGACCUAUCAUCAGUGGCAUCAAAUCUGCUGACGAGACCCGGGAUAAUGUAUCCAGUGCUAUAAACCAUACUAGCUACACAUUUUACUCCGUGGAAUCUUCCCAGCUCUACACGGCGGAUCUGGGAUUUGGAAUGGUGGAGGUAUCAAUUGGCAUCACCGUGGGACUGUUCAUCGCAGCUCUGUUGACCUAUCCGUUUGGGAAGAGACGGAGUGGAUUGUUCAGCUUUUAG